AUGCGCAUUAAGGAACAACCUUUUGUCGCCACGUGAAGGGAGAGGGGUAGGUAAGUUUCGCUUAGCAUGUACAGUAGUCCUCUUACGAGACGCCCCCAGGCCUGCACGAGGCCUCAGAUGAUAUUUGACAAUUCAGUGUUCGUAUCUGUCCGUGAAGGAUGCAGAUCUUCGUCAAGACCCUCACGGGCAAGACCAUCACUCUAGAGGUCGAGGCUAGUGAUACGAUAGAGAAUGUCAAGGCCAAGAUCCAGGACAAAGAAGGUAUCCCUCCGGACCAGCAGAGGUUGAUAUUUGCUGGUAAACAGCUGGAAGAUGGCCGCACACUGAGUGACUACAACAUUCAGAAGGAGUCCACUCUCCACCUUGUGCUGCGUUUGCGGGGUGGCGGUAAGAAGAGGAAGAAGAAGAACUACACGACUCCCAAGAAAAUAAAGCACAAAAAGAAGAAGGUGAAGCUAGCAGUGUUAAAAUACUACAAGGUCGACGACACAGGGAAGAUACAGCGACUGAGAAGAGAGUGCCCGGGUCCCGAGUGUGGCGCUGGCAUCUUCAUGGCUGCACAUUUUGACCGACAGUACUGCGGCAAGUGCGGACUGACCUACGUCUUCAAGAAAGAUGAUAAAUGAUGUGUGUCAUAGCUAUUGUAUUAUUGCUCUGUAAAAUUUCUUUUAUGACAUUUGAACAUAGGGAA
Geodia barretti is the source of this 691-nucleotide messenger RNA. Lineage: Eukaryota; Metazoa; Porifera; Demospongiae; Tetractinellida; Geodiidae. The record is from the annotation of a GenBank genome assembly.